CCCACCGUCAUCGUCGCCGGCUGUCUGAGACCAGCCAAAUGUCCGCGUUGGUCCAAUCGCCACCUCCCCUGCUCGGGGAUGCCGCAGGCAAUUUCCGCGUUCACAUAGUAGGGAAUAGCGGAACUGGAAAGUCCACGCUCGGCGCAGAGCUUGCCGCCGUCUUGAAUCUGCCGUUCAUCUCGCUCGACACCCUCUACUGGGGCCCUAACUGGCGCGAAGCCACGCGCGACGAGUUCUGCGCGAAGGUCCGCGCUGCACUCGACCAAACCCCUCACGGCUGGGUCAUCGACGGAAACUACACCAACAAGCUUGGGGGGCUCAUCACCGAUGCGGCCACGGACAUCAUCUGGUUGGACCCGCCGCUGCUGCUCUACUUCCCGCGGCUGUGCUGGCGGACCGCCAUCCGUCUGUUCCGGCUCGCGCCUCCGUGCAGCCCGGGGUGCGAGGAGAGGGCGCGGGAGGUGUUCUUCUCGCGCGACAGCAUCAUCUGGUGGUGCCUCAGCAACCACUCGGUCAUCCGCAAGCGGUACGCGGAGCCGUUCCGCGUCGAUGGCGUGCUCGCCGGCGGGAAGCACAGACGCAUCGGCGGGUGGGGCGGGGAGCUCGCCGCGUGGAAGCGGGACGUGCAGGCCAUGAUGGCCGCAGGGGCGCCCGCGCUGCCCCUUGCGGCCGUGCCCUAG
This is a messenger RNA of Trametes versicolor FP-101664 SS1, 680 nucleotides long. RefSeq lists its product as uncharacterized. Lineage: Eukaryota; Fungi; Basidiomycota; Agaricomycetes; Polyporales; Polyporaceae. The record is from RefSeq and is a predicted model, not a curated record. The coding region runs from base 39 to 680 and encodes 213 amino acids. The transcript is spliced from 7 exons.